This is a messenger RNA of Lichtheimia ornata, 2061 nucleotides long. RefSeq lists its product as uncharacterized. The coding region runs from base 1 to 2061 and encodes 686 amino acids. The record is from RefSeq and is a predicted model, not a curated record. Lineage: Eukaryota; Fungi; Mucoromycota; Mucoromycetes; Mucorales; Lichtheimiaceae. The transcript is spliced from 5 exons. Gene Ontology annotation, molecular function: RNA polymerase II general transcription initiation factor activity; DNA binding; protein heterodimerization activity. Gene Ontology annotation, cellular component: transcription factor TFIID complex. Gene Ontology annotation, biological process: transcription initiation at RNA polymerase II promoter.
AUGGCGGAUGGCGACGACCAAAAGCAAUCCAACCACUUGAACUUCAACCUCCAAGAGUUUUUGGGAGACAACAGCGCGAGUGAUGCAUCGUUCCAGUCCAUGGUGCAAAACAUGUCGGGCCAAGAUGGUCUUCCUGCCGAAUUACAACAAUUAUUGGGUGGUUCCAAUGGCACCGAUCUGAAUCUAUUAGGUCAAGGCAAUACGAGUGGUGGCACCAACAGUCAACCGAUAUCACCAGCAACGACACCACAGCAUGCUAUACAACAACAACAACAACAACAGACACCUUCCAGUAGUGGUAGUGGAGGAGUACCAUGGGUGAUGCCAACCAGUGGUGGUAGUGCUGCUGCUAUGCCAUCCAACGUCCAUGUCAUGUCCAUGUCCAUGCCAUCCUCUCAACAACCUACACCUUCACCUGUCAUCACAUCCACAGCUGGCAAUUCGGUACCUGUUCAAUCACAACCACCAACCAAUUCCACCACACUCUUAGAAAACAUCACAUCACAAUUACCACCAGAACGCAAAGACCAAUUCUUUGAUCUCUUUCGACAGUUACAGAAUAAUGUGAUUACGCCUGAGCAGUUUUUGACCCAAGCACGAUCCUUGUUGGGUCAACAACAAUAUCAACAAUUGGAAGAUUUGAAGAACAAGCCGAAUCAGGACACUAAGGCAAGCGAGAAACGACCUAUAUCCAGUGCACAGAAUAUGGCAGGCAUCAUUACACCACAAAUGAAACGACCCAAGCAGGAACAUAUACCCCCAGGCAUGCCAAUGGGCCCACCUAUCAGUACGCCAAUGACAUCUUCCACUUUCAAAACACCUGCUGGAUUGCAAAUUCCUCGUUCGGCAGCCGCUACAGCUGUUCCUGGUGGUGCUGGCAACAUGAUGCGAACAGCCACACCUACAAGUAGUACACCUGCUCCUGGUGGAAGUGGAGGUGGCGGUGGCGGUGGUGAUCGAAUUGAUUACGAUACAUUGACGGAUGUGAUGGGAUACGCUGGUGUGGAUUUACGUGAAGAAGCCGAGCACUUUUUAAAGGAGGGUGAUGGCACAGGAGCUAUAUUGCCUGAUGGUGUGGAUCGAUCCAAGAUACAAGAUUUCAUGAAUGGCGACAUGUUACGAUCACGUGUGCUUGAAUUGGCGCAACCUUUACAAAUCAGCAAUGUGGAUCAAGAUUUUAUAUCCUAUUUGGCGCUUGCAACACAAGAACGAUUGCGUGGAUUGGUAGAACAAAUGGUGGAUGCAUCCAAACAUCGUGUCAUGUCACAAGCAGGAAGUGCUCCUCCGCCUCUGGAUGAAAGGACAGGCCAUCCCUUGUAUCGCAUUGUUGUGCAACAAGACCCAAGAAAGCAACUGUUGGCGAUUGAGCGUGCUGAACGUGAAGAAGAACGUAAACGAAAGGAAUUGCUCGCUGAACGUGAACGAAGGAUGCAAAUGGGUGAAGGUGAAGGCGAAGAUGGCAAAUCCAAAAAGAAGAAAAAGGACAAAGAUGGUACAGGUGCUGGUGGUGGUCCUGCCAGUGGUGGUGCACGUGGUUCUGGUCCUGGUGGAGCCUCUGGUGAUGGAUCAGGAAAAGGAGGCAGCACCAGUGAAACUGCCUUGAUUCGUGCCAUUGGUGGUGUACGCAAAAGCUGGAUGUUGACGGGUAACAAGGAUACAUCAACAACCCCUGGUGGUGGCACCCCACGAUCCUCUGGUAGUGCUGGAGCUGGUGCAGGAGCAGCAGGAGCAGCAGAAGGUGGCGUUGCUGGUGGUAGUGGUGGUCUUGAUGAUGGAUCUCCUCGUGGACGUGGAAGACCGCGUGGUCGUAAAACAGGUGAUGGUCUUAAACGUGGUGCUGGACGUGGAAGAGGUGCCGCUGGACGUGAUUUACGACAUGAUGGCCUUGGCUUGUUUUUACCACCUUCUACUAUUGGUCGAACACAUCGAUUGGGUGAUCCAAGUAUGCGUAAAGUCACUGUACGCGAUGCUAUCUUUGCAUUGGAAAAGGAUUGCCAAACAACAGGUCGAUCAGGUAGUAAACGUACCCUGUUGAAAUCUUAUAAUCAAUGGCUAAAGUAA